AUGACGCGCUUUGCCGAGGGUCUAGGCCGUCUCCAAAGUACUCAGGUGGGUAACCACUGGGGAAUCCUUGGUGUAGUCGAGUCGGCCAAGAUGGCGGCCGUUUACGGGAACGCCUGGCUGACGCUGGCCGCGGUGCACUCGCGCGAUGGGGAAUGGCGAUGA
Gaeumannomyces tritici R3-111a-1 is the source of this 162-nucleotide messenger RNA. RefSeq lists its product as hypothetical. NCBI's taxonomy places the organism in Eukaryota, Fungi, Ascomycota, Sordariomycetes, Magnaporthales, Magnaporthaceae. Bases 1 to 162 code for a protein of 53 amino acids. The transcript has 4 exons. The record is from RefSeq and is a predicted model, not a curated record.